Molecule: messenger RNA, 1065 nt
Organism: Terrapene triunguis (Three-toed box turtle)
Lineage: Eukaryota; Metazoa; Chordata; Testudines; Emydidae
Gene: PJVK
Product: pejvakin
Exons: 6
Coding region: 1-1065 (354 amino acids)
Biological process (GO): programmed cell death
Cellular component (GO): cytoplasm
Source: RefSeq, a predicted model, not a curated record
AUGUUUGCUGCUGCUACCAAAAACUUUGUUAAGCAGGUUGGUGAUGGUGGGAGAUUAGUCCCUGUUCCUAGCCUCAGUGAAGCUGACAAAUACCAACCUCUGAGUCUUGUUAUUAAGAAGAGAAAAUGUUUUCUUUCAAAAAAAUCUAAAUUUGCUUCGACACCUUUCACCCUAAAAGACAUUCUUCAGGGAGAGAAAGAAAUUUCAGCUGGUGUUUCAUCCUAUCAGCUGUUGAAUUAUGAAGACAAAUCAGAUGUUUCACUCUAUGGUAGACGAGGAAAUCAGAUGAUGAGUGAUGUUGGGGUCAAUAUUGCUGGAUCAGAUUCUAUUGCAGUAAAAGCUUCAUUUGGUAUAGUGACCAAACAUGAGGUUGAAGUACCAACAUUACUUAAAGAACUUACUACUAGAAAAAUUAACUUUGAUCACUGCCUAGUCCGACAAUCAAGAGAAAGUAGGAAAGAGGUUCUGUGUGUGGUCAUGGAAAGUAUUAGAACAACACGGCAAUGCUCAUUAUCUGUGCAUGCUGGUAUGCGUGGGGAAACAAUGAGGUUUCAUAUUAUUGAGGACCAAAAUCACAAGGGACGAGACAAAGCUAUUGUUUUUCCAGCUCACACAACUAUUGCAUUUAGUGUAUUUGAACUUUACAUUCACUUGGAUGGUAAUUUUGAGUUCUGUGUCACUCCAGUUUCAAAAGGAGGAUUUGAAAAAGAGCAAUCUGGAUCAUUUUCAUUGAACAAAUUAAGGAGGAAUCUGUUCCACCGAAAUAAAAGGGUAAUGGAUAUCAUUGCUAAUUCAGAUGCUUACUUGGAGGACCUUUUUACAGACUAUUAUGAAAAAGCUGCAAGCAUGACUGAUAUCUCUACAAGCUAUCUCAGAGAAGGGUCUCAUAUCCGGGUUAAUUUACUUAAUAACAACAUCCCAAAAGGUCCUUGUGCCCUUUGUGGAAUGGGAAAUUCUAAAAGAGAGACAGUUUAUGGAUGCCUAGAGUGUUCUUUUAAUGGACAAAAGUAUGUACGACUGCAUGCUGUGCCCUGCUUUGAUGUCUGGCACAAGAGAGUGAGAUAA